Molecule: messenger RNA, 894 nt
Organism: Acanthosepion pharaonis
Lineage: Eukaryota; Metazoa; Mollusca; Cephalopoda; Sepiida; Sepiidae
Source: the annotation of a GenBank genome assembly
AUGCGAAAAAUUGUUGUGGAUAAUCAUCGUCUGAUAUGUCUACAAUUUUUGGAAUGUUGUCUUGGAUCUCCUUUGCCAGUAGACGGGCGUGUUUGCCUCAAACGGCGGGGGACUCGUUUAAUAAAAACACUGGCAAGGAUUGACGUCGAUGUGUUUUAUCUGAAAAGCAUCUCACUCUCUCUCUCACUCUUCUUUCUUUCUUUCCCUUUCUCUUUUUCUCUGUCUCUCUUAAUCUCUUUCCCUUUCUCUCCUCUCUUUCUCUUAAUCUCCUUCUAUAUUUCUCUUUCUCUUAGACUUCUUUUUUCCCCCUUCUCUCCUUCUCUUACUAUCUUUUCUUUCCUUUUCUCUCCUUCACUUUAUUUCUUUUUCUUUUCUUUUCUUUCUUUCUUUCUUUCUUUCUUUCUUUCUUUCUUUCUUUUCCUUUCUUCCUUUCUCUCUUUCUCUUCUUCUUUCUUUCCCAUUCUCUCUUUCUUGAAUUCUUCUUUUUUUCCCUUUCUCUGCCCGUCUCUUUCUCUUAGUCUUCUACUGUUUUCCUUUUCCCUCCUUCUCCCUCUUACUCUCUCACUCUGCCUCAAGAUUUUCUCGCCUCAGAACACAACUACCUCCUCCCGUUUAUCUAAUCUAUUUUACUCUCCUCUCUCUCUCUUUCUAUCUGUCUCCGUCUCUUUAAAUUAUCUCACUCUCAAACAAAUAUACCUCCUCACGUUUAUCUUUUUCUCUUUCACUCUCCUCCCUUUCUUUCACUUUCUCUUCCCCCCCCUCUCACUUUGUUUUUCUGUCGCUACUUUAAGUUUUCUCCCUCCUGGGCAGGGCUUCUCCCUUUCGUUUUUGUUUCUCUAUUUCGCUCCCCUCUUUCUCUUGUGCUUCCUUCUAGCAGGAUGUAGCCGUGGAUAG